Molecule: messenger RNA, 1927 nt
Organism: Lentinula edodes (shiitake mushroom)
Lineage: Eukaryota; Fungi; Basidiomycota; Agaricomycetes; Agaricales; Omphalotaceae
Product: Las1-like-domain-containing protein
Exons: 6
Coding region: 291-1706 (471 amino acids)
Biological process (GO): maturation of 5.8S rRNA; maturation of LSU-rRNA
Cellular component (GO): preribosome, large subunit precursor; Las1 complex
Molecular function (GO): endonuclease activity
Source: RefSeq, a predicted model, not a curated record
CCUGCAUCCUUCUCGAAUGCAUGACGAACGGUGAGGAAGAAUGUUAUGAUAGCAAUUGGCGCGUAGAAGGCAAGUUGUGCAGCAGCAAUAUCGCCUCGUAUGUCCAGAGAAGGGGGCAUCGCGUAGGAUUAGGCAGGGAUUAGGUGUCGCGUAGUGGAUGGGAGCGAACCCUUGAAUCGCACGCGGGUCGUGUAAAGUUCAACCUUCCUAAAGUGGAUAUAUUCAGCAUUCUUUAUCUUAUCGUGUUCCGUGAUAGUGAUUAGAUUUAAAAACGUUCGACAGGUGCGCUCAUGAAGUUACCUCGUCGAGUCCCCUGGGCCUCUGUUGGAGAGCUGGAUGAGGUCUGUGCAGCCAUCUACGCCGACGAGAGUCAUCUUGAAUCCAAGAUUUUUGCAGUAAACAAGCUUGUAGCCUGGAAAGCCAUUACCUCCCUUCCUCAUGCCAUAGAAUCAACACUCAGUCUUUUAUCCGUAAUUGUCCAAGAUGACUGUUCAAAUGCCUCCAGUCUGGUCUUGCGGUACAGUUACAGCGCCGCUGUUAUCCGAAUGGUAAACGGCUUGGUUGAUCCUCUUCAAUUCGGGAUUUAUGCUAGAUCCAUUGCUGCAAUAGCAGUUCAACUUGGAUUACCUGCAUGGCUCGUUGAGCUCAGGCAUGCCGCUACUCACGAGGAUCUUCCAAGUCUUGAAGUUCUUCGCGAGGCCGCUCGUCAGUCAAUGACAUGGCUCCUUCAUAACUACUGGCUUCCUACGCUGGAUCCAUCUACGGCGUCCCAGCCCGAAGCUCCUCCUCUUCGACCACUGGAACCAAUCUUGAAAGAAUACAGAAGUCUACUCAAACUUACCACACGAGAUGCUUCUUUGAGCAAACAAUACAAGCACGCAAUGACCGACGUAUUCAAGAAUAUAGAAAAAUGGAUUGCAGAAGCAACAGUUGCUGCCAAUGUAGUCAACGGAGGUCUGGGAUGGGAUCAGCUUGAUGGGGCGGAGUCAAGCGGUAAUGCCAGAGAACAGUGGGCUUUGGAGGUAUUUUCCGACGUUUUAAUAGGAAAGGGAGGUCUUGUUCCGCUAUCCAAAAAAAAACGAGUCUUUCCACCCGAAUCGUUUUGUCCACCUGAGAAUUCUGUACGAAUCUGGACACCUCUCCUCAUGAACGUGCAAGCACUUCAUCCAGAAUUUUUAUCUAUCCUCGUGAACCGCGCGCUCUCCCGCUUGUUGGCGACUUCAACAACUCCAUUGAAGAACGAUGCACUUCCCGACCCAUCUUAUGAUUCAACUCUGGCGCGAUGGAUUCUCUGGUUGGUUGACAGAUGUGAUUCGGAUCAAAGCUCAGACGAGAACACUAGGGCAGAUAUAGUCGUCUCGUUACUUACCGUCCUAGGACCGGGGUCCAAGCAUUUGGCGCAUGCAAAAAAGAAUCUCAACGAACUACUUUCUGCUCUUUGCACAGGCUAUCCUAGCUUGAGCUCUGCAUGUACAGUGUUACAGUCAUCCCAGCAGAUAUCCUCCCUCGACUGGACUGCGAAAGAUCUUUCGGUGAUGGAAGACCGACUCAGCGUUCUAGUUUCAUUGACGACAGAGAAUGAAGAUCAGACGUGUAAUGUUUUCAAUGAGACCGGGGCAGUCUCUUCGGCGGGCUGGAAUUUACUCGACAGCUCGUGUUGGAAGCCUUGUCCUAUCGGUGUUGCAUGUGCACCUAUCUUCAAGUAGCGGUUGUUUCAAUUUUACAAGUAUUAAUCUACAUUGUGUACAUGACUGGAGUAGUUCUUUCUUUUUCGUGGCAGGGAAAUUUUCAUUAUCCUAGACCAUGAUCGUCUCAUAGAGUCGAUAGAAUGUACAUGCGACCGUCUCCUUUAGUAGUUUGCGUACCCUAAGGGUUGUUCCGGGGUGAACCAGCUCAACUCGAAAUCAAUCUUAUCAGAUAAUAUCAC